Messenger RNA from Carica papaya (papaya), 1702 nucleotides. Lineage: Eukaryota; Viridiplantae; Streptophyta; Magnoliopsida; Brassicales; Caricaceae. The record is from RefSeq and is a predicted model, not a curated record.
UAUAUAAGUAGCUGCAGCAGAUAGAAACAAGGCGGUGGUGAAUAUAUCAAUUAAGCAAAUCAGUACAAGCUGUAAUCAAUGGCGAUGAUAGGCUUAAUUGAAAUCUUGUUGGCCGUUGCUUGUUUCUUGAUCUUGGGUUUCUUCCUUAAGGAAAACAAUGGCAUGCCUAGAAACUUUCCAGUUCUUGGCACGUUGCCGGAUAUUAUCAUCAAUCUCCCCCGGCUCCAAGAUUGGGCAACUGAGUUUCUUGACAAAAGUGGGUGCACUUUUUUGUUGAAAGGUCCAUGGUUUGCUAACAUGGAUUUGUUGGUGACAGUGGAUCCAGCCAAUAUUCACUACAUUAUGAGCUCAAACUUUUCGAAUUUUCCCAAAGGUUCCGAGUUCAAGAAAAUCUUUGAUGUUUUAGGCGAUGGGAUUUUCAACGCCGACAACGAGUUGUGGAAGAAUCAGAGAAAGACUGCUCAGAGUUUCAUGAGCCAUCGAGGGUUUUACAAGUUUCUGGUCAAGACUAGUCGGGACAAAGUGGAGAAUGGUCUGAUCCCGGUUCUUGAACACGUGGCGGAACAUGGGUUGAUGGUGGAUUUACAAGAUUUAUUUCAGAGAUUCACGUUUGAUUCUACCUGCAAAUUGGUUACUGGGUACGACCCAGGUUGUCUCUCGCUUGAUUUUCCCGAGAUUGAAUUCGCCAAGGCGUUGGAUGACGCAGAAGAAGUGAUUUUUUAUCGACAUAUAAAGCCACAAAUCUUGUGGAAGUUGCAGAAGCUGCUGGGUAUUGGAGAAGAGAAGAAGAUGAUAAAAGCUUAUCAAACUUUUGACCGAGUUAUAUCAUCAUACUUGUCGUUGAAGAAAGAAGAACUGAGUCAAAACCCCGAGUCAGAAGCUAUGGAUUUAUUGACAUGUUACAUGAGACUUGAAGAUAAUCAAAUCAAGAAUGACGAUAAGUUGUUGAGAGACACCUUUUUAAGCUUGCUACUUGCAGGGAGAGACACAACAAGUUCAGCUCUCAGUUGGUUCUUCUGGUUAAUUUCUCAGAACCCUAAAGUUGAAGCCAAGAUCAGAGAAGAACUCAACUCAAACAUAAAACCAUCAACUCAGACUAGUUAUCUUGUUUUUCACAUAAACGAGGUUGACAAACUGGUUUAUCUCCACUCAGCACUCUGUGAAUCACUAAGACUAUAUCCCCCAGUUCCAUUUCAACACAAGGAGCCAUUAAAACCAGAUGUACUUCCCAGUGGCCAUUACGUUGAUCCAAAGAUGAAGAUCUUGUUUUCAUUAUAUGCAAUGGGGAGAAUGAGAUCGAUAUGGGGGGAAGAUUGUUAUGAAUACAAGCCUGAAAGAUGGAUAUCUGAACAAGGGAGAAUUAAACAUGAACCGUCUUAUAAGUUUUUGGCAUUCAAUGCAGGUCCAAGGACGUGUUUGGGGAAGGAAGUAGCUUUUACUCAGUUGAAACUUGUGGCGGCAGCAAUUAUAUAUAAUUAUAAACUGCAAGUAGUUGAAGGACAGUGUAUAGAGCCAGGGAUUUCUAUUUUGCUGCACAUGAAGAAUGGUUUGAAGGUUAAAGUUUCCAGGAGAUAUGGAGAUGAUCAUAAAUCUUGAUUAAUUCUAGGUCAGGGGUUUCGUUUGUGUCUGACUCGCAAUAUAUUAGUGUUUAAUAUUAAACUGCGUGUUCUUUUCACCAAAUAAAAUAAGAACCAUUCGUACA